GCCGAUCCGCACCCAAACCCUAACCUUGUAAAACCCCUCCUCUCCGAUGGCCGCCGCCUCGCCGCCGCCCUCCCCGCCCCAUCCGAAGCGGCCCAAGAUGUCCUCCUCCUCCGACCCCGAGCCGGAGCCCGCCUCGCUCUCCGCCGCCGGCGCGGAUCCCGGGCAGGCUCGCCGCCGCUACAAGCGCCGCAAGGUGGCCAUCCUCCUGGCCUACCUCGGCGCGGGAUACCAGGGUAUGCAGAAGAAUCCGGGCGCCCGCACCAUCGAGGGCGAUCUCGAGGAGGCGCUCUACCAGGCGGGCGCCGUCCCCGAAGCCGAGCGUGCCGCGCCCGCCCGGUACGAGUGGGCACGCGCCGCGCGCACCGACAAGGGCGUGAGCGCCGCGGCGCAAGUUGUCUCCGGCCGCUUCUACGUCGACCCGCCGGGAUUCAUCGAGCGCCUAAAUGCCAAGCUCGCGCCACAGAUCCGGGCCUUUGGCUAUGUGCGCGUCACCAACUCGUUCAGCGCCAAGAAGUUCUGCGACCGCCGGAGGUAUGUGUAUCUGCUCCCCGUCUUGGCGCUCGACCCCAGCGCCCACCCCGACCGCGAGGCUGUCAAGGCCAGCGCGGGGAGUGGCAACGAACUUGCCAAGUGCUUGGAGUGCUCGGAGAGAGGCAGGAAGGUGCCAGAUAUUAUGGGCCGGGAGGGGAAGUUGCCCAACAAUGAGGAGGAGAAGGUUCUUGAUACUUCGGGAGGGGAAACUGUGCCAGCUCAUGGCGAAGUAGGAUCAAACGGGAAUGCAAAUUCUGUUUCAGCUAGCUCUGGUAAUGGAACAGCAGCUCUGAAUGCUGAACCGGGAUCAAAUGAUGCAGAAAAGUGUGAUAUUGAACAAGAUAUAGCUAAGAAGGAGCAUAAUUCUGAGCCUGUGGUCAGUGAGGAGGAGAAUGUGCAAGCUAUGGAUAUUCAGAAGGGAAAUGGAGAAGAAAGUCCCCAAAGCACAUUUGCUUACACUAAUGAAGUGAAAGAGAAGUUUAGUAGGAUCCUCAAGCAUUAUGUUGGAACCCGCAAUUUCCACAACUUCACUACAAGAACUAAGGCUGAGGAUCCUGCAGCCAAGAGGUUCAUCAUUUCAUUCACUGCUGAUCGUGUUGUUAGCCUUGAUGGGAUUGAUUUUGUCAGAUGCGAGGUUGUCGGGCAGAGUUUCAUGCUUCAUCAAAUCCGGAAGAUGGUAGGCCUUGCUGUAGCAGUGAUGAGGAACUGUGCACCUGAGUCAAUAUAUGAUGUAGCAUUCCGCAAGGAUAUCAGACUUAAUGUGCCCACUGCACCUGAGGUUGGACUGCACCUAGAUGAAUGUAUGUUCACCUCAUAUAACAUGAAAUGGAAGGAUACACAUGAGGCAGUUUCAAUUGAACCCUAUGCUGAGGAUGCUGAAGAUUUCAAGAUCAAGUACAUAUUCCCUCAUAUUGCUGCAAUGGAACACAAGGAGGGAGCUGUAGCUCUCUGGUUGCACUCAUUGAACAGCAGGAACUAUCCAGAUUUCCGCUACAUGGAGACCACUGGAUCUGAGGCUAGGGUUGGGGCUGGAGUUGGGAAUACAGAAGAAGCACUAGUUCCAGCUGUGGCUGGAAUUGAUAACAUGGAUAAAGCACAAGAUCCAGUUGUGGCUGGAGUUGAGAAUAUUGAAGAAGCUCAAGAUCCAGUUGUGGCUGGAGUUGAGAAGGUGGAAGAAGCACCAGUGCCAAUUGAUAAUUAGAAUGCAGGUAAGAGCACACGGAAGAAUCCUGGAUGGCCCAUUGCCAAUACGUUCCACCAUUCUGCUUCUCGAUGAACACAAUUGAGUUCAGAUGUUAGUAGUUACUCCAAACUUACCAUGGAUGUUCAUGCUAAUAUUUUUAUAUUUUCUGGCUUGUUUGUCUGCAGUCCAUUUUGAAAAAGCAAUUCCCCAGUCUUUUAUUGUUGAAGGAGCCUUGCUCUUGUUUUGGAAGAGCAAUCCUCCAGUUCUUUUAUUUGCGAAGGAGCUUACUCUUGUUCUGUGCAGUAAACAUGAUAUCUGCAAUCCUUGCUCCAUUAACGUCAGUGGUUCUAUGCUUCCUGUCUGGAUAUAAAUGAUGCCGUGGUU
Molecule: messenger RNA, 2098 nt
Organism: Lolium rigidum
Lineage: Eukaryota; Viridiplantae; Streptophyta; Magnoliopsida; Poales; Poaceae
Product: tRNA pseudouridine synthase A-like
Exons: 3
Coding region: 47-1732 (561 amino acids)
Biological process (GO): tRNA pseudouridine synthesis; mRNA pseudouridine synthesis
Cellular component (GO): nucleus
Molecular function (GO): RNA binding; pseudouridine synthase activity
Source: RefSeq, a predicted model, not a curated record